AUGCAGUACAGGAACCUGGGGAGGACGGGGCUGAAGGUGAGCCAGCUAUCGUACGGGGCGUGGGUGAGCUUCGGGAACCAGGUGGACGUGAAGGAAGCGAAGGGUCUACUGCAGUGCUGCCGCGACCAUGGCGUGAACUUCUUCGACAACGCGGAGGUGUACGCGAACGGGCGAGCGGAGGAGAUAAUGGGGCAGGCCUUCCGGGAGCUCGGGUGGCGGCGUUCCGAUCUGGUGGUUUCGACCAAGAUCUUCUGGGGCGGCAGCGGGCCCAACGACAAGGGCCUCUCGCGCAAGCACAUCGUGGAGGGCACCAAGGCCUCGCUAAAGCGCCUCGACAUGGACUAUGUUGACGUGCUCUACUGCCACCGCCCCGACGCCGCCACGCCCAUCGAGGAGACCGUCCGCGCCAUGAACUACGUCAUCGACAGCGGCUGGGCCUUCUACUGGGGCACCAGCGAGUGGUCCGCCCAGCAGAUCACCGAGGCCUGGGCUGUCGCCAACCGCCUCGAUCUCGUCGGCCCCGUCGUCGAGCAGCCCGAAUACAACCUCCUCUCCCGCCACAAGGCACUGACUCAUUUCCUCUCUUCCCUUUCAAAACAAAAAAUUAUAAUCCUAUAAGAGCCAGGGGGAUCCCAAAUGCACAAAUCGCAAAUGCGCUUGAUUAAUCCUUGCUGAAUCUAGGCUAGAAUAAUAAUGACAUCAUCACCUAUGUUUUUCGUAGAAUUGUGACUAAAAAUGGCGCGGAUUUUCUAUUUUCUGGGGCAUUCUUCCCUGAGUUUCCACGUAGAUGUAGAAUCAUCAUCAUCAUCAUCAUCUAUAGUUGUAGAACUGUGUCAAUGUUAUGAGUAUUAUGUGUUUGUUCAUUACUUUCGUUCUAUUUCAAGAAGGGGAAUUUUUAGGUUAAUGGGGGAUCACUAUUUACCUUUCUUCGAACCUUUCCACGUGGAUGCAGGUUGAGGUGGAGUACCUACCACUCUACAGCAACUACGGGAUAGGGCUGACGACGUGGAGCCCUCUAGCCUCUGGAGUGCUUACUGGGAAGUACAGCAAGGGGAACAUCCCUGCAGACAGCCGCCUUGCUCUGGAGAACUACAAGGUGGGGUCCUUCACUCUCCUUCGUUUCUCGUCGCUGCCAAGUGGAUCUCUCUGUACAGAUUCAGCUGGAAACGAUCCACAGAUUGCAAUAUUGAUUGUUCCCCGUCCUACUCCAUGUGAUCCUGAUAAUGUAUGAAAACCGGACAUUGCCAUAAAUGGUAGGCAGAUUCCCAGAAGAAUCAGUUGUUGGAGUUUUGAAUGCGCUAUGGAUAUCUUCAACCAAGAUGACAUGGCCCAGUCCGUUGAUGAUUUACCAAUAAUGAAUUUCACCAAUAGGUAUCUUCUGGUUUUUUAAAUUAUCAUUUAAGUGUCGUCAGAUCACACUGUGUGCAUCUCCUUUUACUUCAUGUGGGUACCUGGGAAUUCCCGUGCUUUCAAGCUCAUAAAAGUUUCCAGGUCUGGUUAGCUACUCCAGAUAGAUUUUUCAAUUGAUAGCCUGUUGAUUGUCGUGAUCGACUCCAAAUUUUCCUUUCCUUAUCUAAUACAUUGGGCAGAAUUCGCUUAAGUUAACUUUCAAAUUGGUUGAGGUCGUCUCUCAGCUGAGGCUGGUUUUUCUUGCAGAAUCUGGCGAGUAGAUCAUUGGUUGAUGAUGUGUUCAGAAAGGUCAAUGGUCUGAAGCCCAUUGCUGAUGAAUUGGGUGUGCCCUUGGCUCAACUUUCCAUUGCUUGGUGUGCAUUGAACCCUAACGUCUCAUCAGUCAUUACCGGUGCUACUAAGGAGAACCAGGUAGGAUCUUCGCUGUCAAAUCUGUCUAUUUUUCUUAUAUUGUUUAUGUUGAACUAUCUUUUACCAUUGAAAGAACUUUGGUCCAAUUAUAGAUCAUAGAGAAUAUGAAGGCAAUCAAUGUGAUUCCCCUCCUGACACCCGAUGUGAUUGAGAAGAUCGAGGCAGUUGUCCAGAGCAAGCCAAAGCGUGCAGAUUCUUACAGGUGA
This is a messenger RNA of Spirodela intermedia, 2027 nucleotides long. NCBI's taxonomy places the organism in Eukaryota, Viridiplantae, Streptophyta, Magnoliopsida, Alismatales, Araceae. The record is from the annotation of a GenBank genome assembly.